Maniola jurtina (meadow brown) is the source of this 1800-nucleotide messenger RNA. RefSeq names its product palmitoleoyl-protein carboxylesterase NOTUM (gene Notum). Gene Ontology annotation, molecular function: hydrolase activity. The record is from RefSeq and is a predicted model, not a curated record. The coding region runs from base 369 to 1667 and encodes 432 amino acids. The transcript has 3 exons. NCBI's taxonomy places the organism in Eukaryota, Metazoa, Arthropoda, Insecta, Lepidoptera, Nymphalidae.
GUCACGCGCGCUCCGUAAUGCUUGCAUAAUAAUAAUGACGGAUGCCGAUCGCGCGGCGGCGCCUUUGAUCUGCGCCGCGUUUGAUCUCGCCGCCGGAGCCGGUCCCGCUGCCCCUGCCUCACAACUCACAAACGAGCCGCCCGCCUCUUACCUUUAUUCGGUCCGACGCCGCGCGACGAGGCGGCCCUUCGCCCUCGCUCUAAAUAGAGGCUUUAUUUUGUAAACAGGGAGUAGUGCUACCGUAGCGCGCGUUCGGCACCACCACCGCUGCGCCUGCCAGCUGCCACUCCUGCCAGUGCCGGCACAGCCAUCGGCAGCAUGGGGUGUGUCCGCGGUCGCCUGCCGCGCUGUGAUCACAGCCUUCCGCGAUGACUGCGAGCGGCCGUCGCUCCUACUGGCUCACAUGGACCCUCUGUGCACUGGUCGCGGCCUGUGAGAGUGCAGCACCGCCCGACAGCCUGAGACUUGUGUGGCUGUCCAACACUACGCUGAUCUGCAACGAUGGGUCGCCAGCGGGAUAUUAUAUUCGUCGCGGCAGCAACAACCACCACUGGGUGGUGUACUUGGAAGGCGGCGGCUACUGCUGGGACAAGGCGUCGUGCGACGCGCGCUGGCGUCGUCGACCCAGCCUCAUGUCCUCCACGCGAUGGCCUCGAGCUCGGAGGGCGCCAGCUCUGCUCUCCUCCGACCCACAGGCUAAUCCAAUUUGGCACGCUUCCAACCACGUCCUGCUGCCAUACUGCUCCAGUGAUAUGUGGGCGGGUACACGCACAAACCGACACUCUAGUUCCAAUAGCAGCUUUGCGUUCGCAGGCUGUUACAUCGUACGUUCUGUACUCGACGAACUCUUGAAAAUCGGACUUGCCGGUCGUUUGCUGCUCGUCGGAUCGAGUGCGGGUGGAACUGGUGUUAUGCUUCACGUGGAUGCCGCAAGACGAAGCCUUCGCGCACAUGGCAUUCGUGUCGCUGCCAUCGCAGAUUCUGGUUGGUUUCUGGAUAGGCCGCCGAAAGCGAGGCGUGCAUCCUCAGCCGAUGCCAUCGCCCGGCUAGGCCAUUCUCUGUGGUCGGGAUCUCCGCCGAAUUCCUGCGUCAGAGAGUAUCGAGAUAAACCCUGGCUGUGUUAUUUCGGAUAUCGCUUGUAUCCGCACAUUCGGACACCUCUUUUUGUUUUCCAGUACCUCUUUGACUCAGCCCAAUUGACUGCAGAAGGAGUUCGAGCCCCACGAACGAGAGCACAGUGGGAUGCGGUUCACGAGACGGGCUCAGCGAUUCGCGCGAGUCUGAAACGCGUGCGUUUUACUUUUGCUCCGGCUUGUAUCGCUCACGGCGCACUCGCUCGCCCGGAAUGGUUGGCGAUCAACGUGUCAGGUGUAUCGUUACCCAGAGCUAUCUCUUGUUGGGAACGCCGGUUCAGCAACGGCAGCAGACGAGUUCGUGCCCGAUGUGCACCGCGGAGACUGAUAGAGCGCUGCUCGUGGCCUCAGUGCAACGGGUCGUGUCCCCGGUUGCGAGAUCCUAGAACUGGAGAGGAAGUGGCGCUCGCUGCGCUUCUACAGAGCUUUGGCCUCGAUGUUCGCGGCGCUGCAGCUGCGAUGGGACUCGAUGCUCGGGCGUUAUCCCGUAUGAGUCGUGCAGAGUUGCUGCCUCUGUUAGCACCGCACACGUGAUAAAAAUGACUGUUUUGUGCUUUAUUGCACGGCUAAUCUACCUCGUUUAUUGCAAGUACAAUUAAUUUUAAAAUUUAGAUAUUAUUUAUUGUAAUAGAAUAAGUGAGUAAUAUAAGUGAUUUUUUUUAACAUU